Molecule: messenger RNA, 1733 nt
Organism: Cajanus cajan (pigeon pea)
Lineage: Eukaryota; Viridiplantae; Streptophyta; Magnoliopsida; Fabales; Fabaceae
Product: agamous-like MADS-box protein AGL30
Molecular function (GO): protein dimerization activity; DNA binding
Source: RefSeq, a predicted model, not a curated record
CAUUGCCAUUGCCAUUGCCAUUGACAACCAACCUGUCCCUCCCGCAUUCUCUAAACCUUUUUACUUACAAUAUUAUCAUUUUCAACUUCCUCGAUCGUUUGCUUCUCCGUGAGAGGAUCCAAAUCCAUUUCAAUGCGAGUGCAUGUCUGUAUGAAUGAUGGGCAGGGUAAAGUUAAAGAUAAAACGGUUGGAGAACACCAAUGGUCGCCAAGCAACAUAUGCUAAACGGAAAAAUGGAAUUAUGAAAAAAGCUGCUGAAUUAUCUAUAUUGUGUGAUAUAGAUAUUAUACUUCUUAUGUUUGCACCAAAUGGAAAGCCUUCAUUAUGCAGGGGGAGACGCAGUAACUUAGAUGAGGUUAUUGCGAAGUUUGCUCAACUAACUCCUCAGGAAAGGGCAAAAAGGAAGUUGGAAACUCUUGAAGCAUUGAAGAAGACCUUCAAGAAGUUAGAUCAUGAUGUAAAUAUACAAGAAUUUCUGGGCACCAGUAGUCAAACUAUUGAGGAUUUGAGUAAUCAAGCCAGGCUAUUACAAACUCAAAUUUCUGAAACUCACAAGAGAUUAAGUCAUUGGAAUGAGUUUGAUAAAAUAAGCAGUGUGGAACAACUAGGACAGAUGGAAAAUUCACUCAGGGAGUCACUUAAUCAAAUUCGAACCCGCAAGGAAAAUAUUAAAAAGCAGCAACUUGUGUCAAUGCAAUGCAAUAACCAGUUCAAUGACAUGAAUAUACCCUUUAGAAUGAGUUCAGAGCAGCAUCUCCAACCUCUGUCGUGGAUUGCCAAUGGUGACAGCCAAAAUAUAGUUUUACCCGAGGACUCAAACAUGUUUCUCCACAACAGAGAUGUAGAGGGAUCUGCAAGUUCAUCUUUUGGGAGUUAUGCUAGUUAUCUUGGCUCAAGUAUCAAAACUGAGAUGUCUAACUCGGCACAAGAAAAUGGGGUCCUCAGUGACUUGAGCAGUACUGCCCCUAUGAGACUACAAUUGAAUGGCCAAUUUCCAUACCUUCCAUACAAUUUUAAUUUACUGAACAAUUUGAAGUUUCAACCAACUGCAGAGAUCAACCCACAUGAAAAUCCUGUAGAUUAUCAUGUGAAUGGAAGCUUUGAUGCACCUCGAUCUGGUUAUGACUCUAAUCACCAUGGUUGGGCUUCCUCAUCAGGGCCUUGUGCUGUUACUAUGUUUGACGAGCAGUUAUAUGCCCAGCAGCAAAAUUGAUUCACAAAAGUUUUGGCCAUCCAUCUAUUAUUGAGGUUGCUAGAGAACUUGAGUCACACGUGAGAAACUUGACAUCCUCGGAGAAAUUUACCUCAACGGAUGAGUUUUAUGCAAAUAUAGGAAGUAACCAGCCAAUUUUUUAUAUGGCCUCAUUGAGCAGCUAAGCCUACCUUGAUGCCAUUCAUUCAGUGAUUGAGAUGAAUUAAGGACAAGGCAGAGGAAUGCUAUAUUAGAUCUUAAUAAUUACCAAUAAUAGGUUAUGUUUGGUUGUUUUUGCUUCCACCUUGUCACAGGUGUGAAGGUUGUUGCUAAUGCAACGAAAGCAUGCAACAUUUCUUUUUCUUACGUGGGUAAUAUUUGUAUAUAUGAUAACAUACAGAAAAAUAGUAUUUGAGAGUCACAUCACAAGGAUUGCUUUCUUGUCCGAAAACUCUAUUCUGUAUCUGCUUGUAAAUAAGUCUUCAGUUUGUUUAAUUACCUAUAAUGUCAGUGGCAAUGGACCUGGCUAAAUUUUCUACAA